Molecule: messenger RNA, 3961 nt
Organism: Hypanus sabinus (Atlantic stingray)
Lineage: Eukaryota; Metazoa; Chordata; Chondrichthyes; Myliobatiformes; Dasyatidae
Product: NACHT, LRR and PYD domains-containing protein 3-like
Exons: 13
Coding region: 790-3321 (843 amino acids)
Cellular component (GO): cytoplasm
Source: RefSeq, a predicted model, not a curated record
GUGCCGAGCCAGGCAGUGAUUUUUUUUUCUUUGUGGAAGUGGGUCAGCGGCGGGUCCGGGUUCGGGUUCGGGAUCAGGAGGGGGUCCUCGCCCCCUUGGACGGGGAGCCGGAGACGGAUUAUUCUCUGCGGGGCAACACCAACAAUUUCCAUUCAACCUGCGGUGAGAGGUUUAUUGGAAGAAAAACCCCAACUGGAAGCAAACCAUGGCUAAAGAUGUGGGAAUAGCAACAAGUGAACUGGCCCGAGGACUGAGAGCAUCAACUGGAGAGAACAACACUGAAUCAGCUGACUUGGAGUUCCCAGUGAGUCAGUGAGGAGGAAGUUUGUUAGACCUGCGGUGAGAGGUUUCUUGGAAGAAAAACCCCAACUAGAAGCAAACCACGGCUAAGACAAGGGAACAGCAACAAGUGAACCAGCCCGAGGACUGAGAGCACCGACUGGAGAGGACCCAUCUGACUCAGGGUUUCCAUUGAUUCAGUCAGGAGAAAGUUUGAACAGUAAAAACUGAUCACACCUCUCACCAAAAUGGGUCAAGGUUCGAGCAGUGGAAGAGCUCCAGUGACGUCAACAUCGAGAAAGGACACGGUUAGACCUGCAGUGCGAGGUUUAUUGGAAGAAAAACUCCAACUGGAAGCAAACCACGACUGAAGACAAGGGAACAGCAACAAGUGAACCAGCCCGAGGAUUGAGAGCACCGACUGGAGAGAAACACAUCUGACUCGGAGAUUCCACUGAUUCAGUCAGGAGAAAGUUUGAACAGCAAACACUGAUCACAGCUGUCCUCAAAAUGGAUCAAGGAUUGGGCAGUGGAAGAGUUCCAGUGACAUCAACAUCAGGAAAGGACACGGGUCCCAGCUCAGUGAUCACCGAGCUCCUGUCAAGCUGGAACGAUUUCCAGCUGCUGCAGUUGACGGACUUCUACCGGGACAGGCUGGAGCAGGCGAUGGAAGGAGGGGUGCACGGAGUGAGCCUGGCGUUAACGGCCGAGAAUCAGUUCAGCGGAGAGGAACAUCGGAAAAUCUCUGAUCUCGCUGAUAAAGGAGAGCGGGCGGACAGUUCUAAACUCCUCCUGAGCCUGGUGAUGGAGAAAGGCUCCCACGCCUGGAGGGUGAUGUGGGAAACCUUUGUGAAAAUGCGGAUUGGUGUCCCAAAGUUUGACAAAAUAUUAAAAGAAGUUCAGGAACAUGGUUGUGUUCCGGUCCAUCGACCCGUACCGGAGAUUCCCAAUGAUCUGAAAGAUGUUCAACAGAAACACAAAGAGACUCUGCGGGCACAAACUGAAACACUGAGAGUGAACACGAUCCUGAUGAGGGAGAAGGUGAAGGUUUUCCAGCUGGUUGAUCGAUACGCUGAGCUCACGGUCAUUUCUACUGUUCGAGAUCGGAGACUGGUGGAACAUGAGUUGCUGGCAAGAGGCAGAGACCACGAGAAGUGGAGAGAGAAACAUCUCCGCGGAGAGCUGGAAAAAAUCCGGACUGAUCAGUUAUUCCGGAGCAGCUUUUCCCGGAGUAAAUCCAAAGCUGGGAGUUCAGCAGAAGUGGCUGGAGUCCCGGGGAUCGGGAAAACAACAAUGGUACAAAAGAUUGUUUAUGACUGGGCCAUGGGAAAAAUAUACCAGCAAUUUCAGUUUGUCUUCAGUUUCAAAUUCCGGGAUUUAAAUGCCAUCAACUGCAGAAUAAACCUGAGAGAACUGAUUCUGGAUCAGUAUCCUUACUUUGGCAAUUUUCUGAGGGAGGUCUGGAAGAACCCAGAGGGACUGCUGUUUAUAUUCGAUGGUUUGGAUGAAUUCAAACACAGAAUUGAUUUCACUGACAGUCAGAGAGAUACAGAACCCAAGCACCAGUGCCCAGAUCCCGAGUGGUGGUGUGAAGUGUCGGACAUUGUAUACAAUUUAAUCCAGGGCAAGCUGCUCCCAGGGAGUUCAGUGCUGGUGACCACCCGUCCCACUGCGUUGCAUUUUUUGGAAAAUGCGAAGAUACUUGUCAGGGCUGAAAUCCUGGGAUUUGUUGGUGAGGAACGGAAGGAAUAUUUCAUCAGGCAUUUUGAAGAUCAGACAGUGGCAGCAGCUGUUUUCAAACACGUGAAGGAGAACGAGAUCCUGUACACCAUGAGCUACAACCCCUCCUACUGCUGGAUCCUCGCUCUGGCACUGGGCCCCUUCUUCACACAAAGAGUCAGGGACCCACAGCGAGUUCCCAAGACCAUCACCCAACUGUACUCCUACUAUAUUUACAACAUCCUGAAAAACCACGGCCGUGAGAUUGAGAACCCCCGUGAUGUGUUACUCAGGGUUGGUCAGAUGGCCUUCAGAGGAGUGUUCGAUAAGAAGAUUGUGUUUACAGAUGGAGAUUUGAUCAACUACGAUCUGCAGCCUUCCCAGUUCCUGUCCGGGUUCUUGAUGGAGCUUUUGGAAAGGGAGGAUUCUGCCCGGUGUGUGGUGUACACAUUCCCACACCUCACCAUCCAAGAGUUUGUAGCUGCACUCGUAAAAUUCCUGACUAUACGUCCCAGGGCAAUCAAGCAUUUCCUCACUGCAGCCCACAGCAUGACCGAUGGGCGAUUUGAGAUCUUUUUCCGUUUUGUUGCUGGUCUGUCCUCCCCAAUGACAGCUCGGGGCCUGGAGGAGUUUCUGGGUCCAUUUCCUCAUGAAACAACCUGCCGGGUAAUUGAUUGGGUGAAGGACGAAUUUAAACGCCAGAGUGUAAACACAGAGAGUGAAGUUGGUAAAAGGAGCCUCCUGAAUACAUUGCACUACCUGUUUGAGUCUCAGAAUCGUGGACUGGCUCAGGCCGCACUGGAAUCUGUGGAAACACUUUCAUUCAAUGGAAUGACACUGACCCCGAUUGACUGUGCAGUCCUGUCUCAUGCUGUUGGACUCUGUGAUACAAUAAAACGUCUCGAACUGGUUCGCUGCCACAUUCCUUGUGAAGGAAUCCAGCGGCUGGGACCCGGGCUGUACAAGUGCCAGGAGUUGAGACUUGUUGGUAAUAACCUGGUGGAUUCAGGAGUGAAACUGGUGUCUGCGGCUCUGAGGAACCCGGAGUGUAAAAUACAGAAACUCUGGUUGUGUGCUGUCGGUCUCACAGAUUCUGGUGCCGAGGAUCUUGUCUCCGCUCUCAGUACAAACCCAUCACUGAUGGAGCUGAAGCUGGAAUUAAACUCGCUCACAGACCGAUCUGUCCCCGCUCUCCGCCACCUCAUUCUGACCCUCUCGAGUCUGGAGCUGAUCGAGCUGGAGUUAAAUCAGUUCAGUGAGACCGGGAAGAAGGAACUAAGAUCUCUGCAGGAACCCAGACCCGGACUGAGAGUGACCGUGUGAACAUCCCCGCCUGCAGGAUGGGGACAUUUUGCAGGUUCUCUUCCCUCCCAUGUAAUGGAAGUACUCCCACUUCAUGGCCACACUCCAGGAUUAAUUCCCACUGGUUCCAAUGGACCCCACCUCCAACCAAGUGCUCUGUGAUGUCAAAGGCGGUCUUGCUGUUAUGUAAUUCAGCCUGCUGCCCAGCAUCAUAGCUUCCCCCUAACGUCCGGGUUCGAGACCCCCCUACGUGAGACCCUGGGAAUUUACACAGACAGGAAGAUCCCAGUGGUCUGUGUCUCAGUCUGGCACAACAGUGACCUGGUGUGGGAUUAUCCGGGUAGAGAAUCCUUUUGCUCAAUUUGUUGAGGAUGGUGCAUUCCACAGUCUGGCCGAUAUAAUGAUGUUAAAUUGACAGCCAGCUUGGUAGUGAACCUCGAUCUGCAGCGACCUUGGACAUUGCCCUGAAGAGUGAUUUUAUAAUCAUCGUUUCCCAGAUGCAGGAUGAGGAUGAGAAACAGGACUGAAUAUUCAAUCUGUUACUUGUUGUAACCUGUCAGUUAAUUGUGUGUGACUGUGAGUGAAUCAGGUGCAGAUUAUUUAUUCCCGCAUGUUUGCAGCUCACACAUUGAUUUCAUCAUGACGUAUGUAAAUUAAACAA